Molecule: messenger RNA, 1787 nt
Organism: Neocloeon triangulifer
Lineage: Eukaryota; Metazoa; Arthropoda; Insecta; Ephemeroptera; Baetidae
Product: short/branched chain specific acyl-CoA dehydrogenase, mitochondrial-like
Exons: 9
Coding region: 187-1443 (418 amino acids)
Cellular component (GO): mitochondrion
Molecular function (GO): flavin adenine dinucleotide binding; acyl-CoA dehydrogenase activity
Source: RefSeq, a predicted model, not a curated record
CUCCGCGUUCUUUCUUUUCGCCGGCCGCGAGAAGAGAGGAGCGACCGCGACCGAGCCCCCAAGCAGCCCAACUAAAAAUUCUCUCCCUCUCUCUUCUGUCGCUCUUUCGUCCGCGAGAAGGCUCGCUCGUCUCCCUCCCGCACUCAACCAAGAUUUUCUCUCUUCACAUUAAUUUCACAAGAGACGAUGAACGGACUCAGGCAUCUCGGCUCCAGAGGGACUGCUCUCCUCGUGGGCAGGCGGGCUGUGAGCGGCGCUCUGGCCAAGAGGAACAACCACACCGUUGAAAAGGGCGCUCCACUCACCCACUUCACUGAUGAGGAAACCAUGCUCAGGGAUACAGUGCGCAAAUUGGCAACAGAGAAAAUUGCUCCGCUUGUGAAGAAGAUGGACGAGGAGGAGAAGAUUGACGAGGGCGUGCUCAAGUCUCUCUUUGAGAAUGGACUGAUGGGAAUUGAGGUACCUGAGGAGUACGGUGGCACCGGCGCCUCCUUUUUCUCCUCAAUGCUGGUCGUUGAGGAGUUGUCCCGCAUCGACCCUUCAGUGGCUGCUGCCUGUGACGUCCACAACACACUCGUGGUCAACCUGAUGGCACAGCUGGGCAACGAGGAGCAGAAGAAAAAGUACCUGCCGCGCCUCUCGCAGGACAUGGUUGGCAGCUUCUGCCUUUCAGAGCCUCUUGCUGGCUCUGAUGCCUUCUCCCUCAAGACCGAGGCCAAGAAGGAUGGAGACCACUUCAUCAUUAAUGGCGCCAAAAUGUGGAUCACCAACUCAGACGUCGCUGGGGUCUUCCUUGUCAUGGCCAACGCUGAUCCUUCUAAGGGCUACCGUGGCAUCACUUGCUUCAUUGUGGACCGUGACACGCCAGGCGUGAGCGUUGCCCCCAAGGAGAGGAAGCUCGGAAUCCGCGCCUCCGGAACCUGCAUGGUCCACUUUGAUGGCGUCAGGGUCCCAGAGAGUAACAUUCUUGGCGAGUUUGGCAAAGGCUACAGAUAUGCCGCUGGAAUGCUGAACGAGGGCCGUAUCGGCAUUGGCGCUCAGAUGGUUGGUCUGGCCCAGGGCUGCUUUGAUGCCACCAUCCCAUACACACUUGAACGCAAGCAAUUCAAACAGUCGAUCUAUGACUUCCAGGGCAUGCAACACCAAAUUGCCCAAGUGCACUCUGAGAUUGAGGCUGCGCGCCUGCUCGUCUACAAUGCUGCCCGCAUCAAGGAGGCCGGUCUGCCCUUCAUCAAGAUUGCAUCCAUUGCAAAGUAUUUUGCGUCAGAGGUGGCAACAAAAGCGACCUCUCGCUGCGUCGAAUGGAUGGGCGGUGUUGGCUUCACAAGAGACUUUCCCCAGGAGAAAUUCUACCGUGACUGCAAGAUUGGCUGCAUCUACGAAGGCACCUCCAACAUCCAGCUCAACACUGUGGCCAAGUAUCUCAAGCAGGAGUAUUCUUAAGUAAUGAAAUUAACAAAAAUGUAUAAGUGCCUUGCGAAUUUUUGACGACUGUUCGCAAAACCUGCAAAAAAUUGAAGCCUCUGCAUUUGCCUCCUCUCUCUUUUAGUGAGUUGAGUGUUUUAGUCAAACUUGCCAACUAACGCAAUAAAUCAAUGAAAUGAAACAAGAUGCCAUAAAAAUGAAUUAUUAAUAAAUAUACUGAUUGUUUAAGAGGAAGAAUCUUAUUUUGUCUAUGAAUAAAAAGUUUAAGAAGAAUGUUACUAUUUUUAGAUACUCUCUCCUUAUAUCAAAAUAUGAAUUGAAUUGUAUUGUGCAAUAAAAAGGAUAAAAAGUGCCCUAAACAA